UGCGAGUGAAAUCUAAGCACUUCCUGUCGGCGCCUUUGCUGGUUGUCGGCGUCGCUUUAUAGCGCGCGCAAACUUCCCGCGCUCAAGUUCUCGACCAAUCAAAUGGCGCGGCAGCAACGUAACAAUGAGCCGAGUUCGUGUGUCACACUUGACCCAGAACAACAUGGGAAGUUGACGAGGUUUUGUGUUGUGUACGGUUUAAAUGCAUUCUUCGGUCUUUUUUCGGCCCUUUUACGCCUCCUAAGUUUGCAUCAUGGCUCUUUAUACUAGUCUGAAUGGUAGAGAGGAAGUUAUGUUGUGUUUAUAGCGACGACUACGUGAAAACAUGCAAGUGGAGACUUGCCAACUCCUGCGAAGGACGAGGUGCCAGAAGAUCGAGCUCUGUUUUUGUCUCUCCAAUUUUUUUGUGGCUUCUGUCUGCCUUCAUCAGAACUGAAAAGGCUGCGCCUGAUUACGUGGUUGGCAUGGAGAUAAAGGAAAACCUAGGUUCUGCCACUGUGUCUGUGAUCACGAGGUUGGAUCUAUGAGCUGUUCUUGACUUCAGAUCACUUCUUACGUAUUCGUCAAGUUACGUGCUUGUAUAAACAUUUUGACGAUCACUUAAGUUUAAGUAGGGGAGGAUUGCUUAUAGAUAAGGACUUUAAGAUACGGUCAUUACGGACUACGCGCUAUUUCCAGACGUGCGAGUCCAAGCCUCGCGUGGACUGGGCCGACUACGUUAAAAGGGCGCGAAAAUCGGACUGGUAUUUGGCGUUAAGAUUGUGACUACGAAGACUCGGACUACAGCUGCAGGCGAGAAAGAAAAGGUCUUUCGAAGAUGUCAGAAGCGCGCUUGCAAUAGCUCAUGCCGAUGGUUUCUAGAUGAUGAAGAGUUUUUGUUUCUUUAUGAUCACUACCAGCCUAUUAAUCCAUCAUUUCCGUGCUGUAAUUAUGAUCCAUUCUGUUUGGAUGUGUUCUACUCUUUUGAUUGCAAAUAGACUAAAGAAAGAAGUGAAUUACCUUAUAUCAUAGAAUUUUCGCGACACGUUAAUUAAAGUGACGCAAACAGUAAGUGUUGCGAACAUAACUAUGACGCGAAAAUUAAGAGACUCACAUUUUGUUACUGUUGACAUAUAGUUCCGCCGCUGAGUUUUUGUUAAUUUUGACGUCAUUGUACCUUUGAUAAAGUCAGUUUACUAAACUCAAGAACAUUGGCAAGGAAGUAAAUUGCUUGUUACUCAAGAACGCGAAGUUAAAGUGAUUCAAAACACCAAAUUUUCGCAAAAUCGCGGAAUUUAAGUGUCGCAAAAUGUGCGCACCCCAAAGUCGCGAAAUAAACGUGUCACGAAAAUGUCAUGUAAUUAGUAAGGUACCUGCUUUCACCUUCCGUCCACAUCCUGCGUGAUCUGUUUGUAUAUAGCUAGCCAUGUAAAAUAUGAUAUAGCUAUAGAUUAUUUAUUCACGGUCAAUUAUUGAAUUCAGACAGGAUUUUCCCGUUUCUGCACAUAGGCCUUCUUUUCUCACUCACUCUAACUCAUGCCCAUUACUCCUUGGUGGCGUGUAAGGCAGCAAAGUAAUUCUGCAACGUCUGCCGGUCCUUUGCCACGACUUGAAUGCUGCUCCAGGUCUUUCCCAUCUGCUUCAUUUCUUUCUCCACCAUGCGUCACCACGUGAACUUUGUGCGGUCCCUCCGUUUUCCUUCUGGCGUCCAGUGUAGAGCGGUCUUGGGCAGAUGACAUGGCGGAUCCACCUCCAGCGACUUCUCAUCAGAAUAGUAGCCAUUGAUUCUGCUCUACACCGUUUAAGCAGGUCUUUGUUUGAAAUGGUGUUGCGCCAGAAGAUGCGCGGAAUCUUGGUGUGAGAUGUGGACAGCUUUGUUAAAUCAUAGGCCUUCUUUAAACGAAGCUUAUCCUAAUCCAAUAUUAAACCCUGGCGUAAUUAAGGGCAUCGUAUUUACUCACUAAGCCUCGGAAAAACUAGAAAAUUAUCUACUAACAGAGAAAAAAUAUGCAAGUUACUAAACUGGCAAAACACCCGUAAGUUGCUUAUUCCGUGGAACUCGCACUGCGAGGCUACCGUUUUAUUAAAUUUUCGACACUUUGAAACCAACCAAUGACUAACAUUCUGUUGAACGUUCCUCAAAGCUGAGGUUCGACCACGCAGAAUGUAACCUUGAUUUGCCGGAUUGUGUAUCAAGGUCGCUUCGUCCAAAUUCGAAUUGAAUUAUUUACACUUGUUUCUGACGCAGCUUGUAAUUAAAUGGCAUUUCAAUAUUUUGUUUUUCAGAUUCAGUUUUUUUUUCGACGAAAAUUCGAGUAAUCUGUAGUAAGCUGACUUAAAGAUAUAUGAAUAUGAAUGUGAAGCCGUGUUUUCGCCUAUUGAAUAAAGGUGACGGCAUAGCAAAACUUGCAGAUAGGCAAAAACUUUAAAUCUCACUUGUAAUGUUAUUUCUAAAGGAGAAGCCUUCAAGGACCAAACAAAAGGAUGAACAAACUGCGUUAAGAACGCGCUAAUAAAAUUGUAAAAGCGGAAAAAGCGGGUUAUGUCCAUAUUCUAAGCAUAACUUAGUAUUAGAGCACGCGAGGAACAUGUUAUAAAAGAAACCCACCACCAACAAGUGCCUAUGAGAUUUGAGUUAAGAUAAUGUAGGUCGCUGAAACCCAACAUUUCAUGGCGUUAUCAUUUAUUUUUACCUUUAUUACUUCGCGUUAUCGUAAAAUUUCAACGGAGUUUGUGUUCCUUUCUGACACGAGGAAGCUCGUUUGAGGGCAUCGACGGUUCGGUCAUUUCGGAAAUAUAAAAUAACUACAACUUCGUACCGGCUGAACACUCCGAGGGCUAAGAUUAGUCUCCAAGGUUUUUUUCUUUUUUUUUUCAUUCUUUGUCUCCAAGUAACUUUGACUGAAGUACUUUUCCCUUCAUUUUCCUUAUUGUUAACGACUUGAUAUCACAUAUAUGUAUUGCAAAAACGAGAGGGGUUCGUCGUUCUUCAAACGCGAAAAUUCAACAAUAAACUAAAAGAAGUCGGACGAGCGAAAUAUCUUGAGUGUUAAACGUGAAUUCCUGAUUGUUUAUUGCCGUAGGGGCUUGUGAUUAAUACGCCCUUCCUUCGAUAAAUCACUUGUGCCACGGCUUUCGUCCAUUUCCGGAGCUUCACAAUUAUAUCUGACGAAGUAUUUCUUGUCCCUGUGGGGAGUAUUCGAUAAAAGAAGUGGGCCACUUAAACAGACACAGCGGGAUGCAGAAGCCUGUCCAAAGUGGCUAAUCAUUUCUACAAAGAGGUUUUUUGAACAAGCAAACGUUUUCAGUAUUGUCACGAAAAAAGUAGGUGGUGUUUCUAUUAACCCUAUUGCAUCCUGAGAAAUAAUCUGACGAACGAAUCAGCUGGAAAAUAAAUUAGGGUAAAUUCCAAACGGCAUUCGACGACAUUCAAGAAGAAACAAAUAUUGUAACCAGUAUUUUGCCUUAUUCCCAUUGAGAUUUCGCCGUGUGUUUGAAUCUUCUGAGAUCUUAAAAAAAUCAUGAAAGGUGUUAGUGAAUGGGCUCUGGUUGCCAAACCGGUGGCAUGGUUUGUUUCCAAAUUUGGCACCGUACGUUUUAUUCAAUUUCAAAGUAAAAUUUACUAAAAUAUUUGCGAAGCUGGUAUUUAGUAGACCCAGUUAAGAGUAGUCUUUGGUAAAAAGUAUAUUUCAUUCCUUGUACGUCACAGCCUUUUUCACCUAGAAAAUAAAAUGGGGUUCGUUUUGGUUUAGGCAGGUGUACUUACGAGUUCGAGCACACUUAUAUUAACAGUCUAAUUCGUGAGAAGUCAUUCAUGUAACGGUUCAAUUGUUUCGUCAUAAAUCUAAAGGAUUAUUAAUCGCCUUUGUUGUAUUCAUUGAUUCCUCAGUGAAGUGUUCAUAACUUUAGUGUUGUGCAAGUAAAAACAAAGAUUGAACGGAUAAAAAGCCUUUUGUUCUUUUUUGUUUGGUCCUUAUGGCUAUCAUUUGUAUCCUGUUUCUCUGCUCCCUGCCUUCACCACGUGUUGGGCAAGAAACAUGUCAAAACAAACCUGCAAAAUAGAAAACAAGUUUUCAAAACUCACCAGAAAUUAUCCAAACAUAGCAAAACUUGUCUGAAUUAAAACCAUUCUUCCGACUCUCUUUCCUUAUCAUUAUUAAUUGUGUGGUGUUUUAUCUCUUUGUAUUCUUAUCAGAAGUUGUAACAAAGAUUAGAAAUUCCACUCACCCCGAGAAUUUUCUCUCUUGUAAACAACCAAUUCAGACUUUUGUUAACGGGGUUGAAGGAAAGUGACAGUUACUAACAAUAGAUUUGCUUCUUUUGUGUUCGAUUGAAUUAUUAUUUUCCGCAAAGCCAGUGUUUAUUCACUAAUGUGUGUUAAUUGAACCCUGGGGCGAUAGGAACAUUAGGUGACCAAAGCUUUUUAUAUAUAUUUUAUGAUUAAAUAUGACAAUACGGGUCAAUUCAUAAUCAAUAGAGUAAAAAUGCAUAUGGCCUAAGACCUGAGAAGAAAACAAUCUAUUGGCAUUUUUUUAAAACAUGUACGUCUUUAUUUGUCAAGCGAGAGCCGCUGUUUUUUGUGUGUGUGUUCAUCAUAGAUCGAAAAAAAAAACCAGCACAGCUUAAAUAUUACAGGACAGAUGGCCGGUACCUCGCAUGCACUGGUAAGGUUUUAGGUCACAUGGGUAAGACCUUGGACUUGAUAAGCAAUAGCUAUGUAAUGUUUCUUGAUUAUAGAUUACAGAUUCUUUCCAGGUUGUUCCCUGGGAAAGAUCACUACUUCCAUUCAAAAUCCUAUCGAAACCCUUUAAGACCAAAAAUUCAAAGGGCACUCGGAAAUGAUUUACCAUAAAUCACUGCUGUUCAUUGUCGCUGUUGUGAACAAUACAAACAAUCUUGCCGAUAGAUUUUUAAGCCAAUUUUAAUCUACCAUUUUAUCGAGGGCCUUCCAAGGAACAGUAUAAUCUGGCCACAUCACAUCUGACGUCUCAAAUAAUGAAAUUAUUGUGUCUUAUCUAUGUGGAAAAUAAAUCUGUGAAUGAAUUACGUAAAUUGUAUUUAAGUGAUUGAGUGCCUUACAGAGUCUUUUUUUCCUUUUCCUACUUCAAAAUUAUAGUUAAUCGUAAAGGUGAAGUUUUCCUGUCCGUACAAGUAACUAUUAUUGCUCUUUCCUAUACUCUUGCUAAGGACAAAUUUUACAAUUUGAACAAAAUGCAUGUUACGUGUAUAAAGCAUAUCUAAAGGCACGACUAGCUUCCUUUUUUUAUUUUUCCUUUAUUAAUCAGUGUUUGGCUGUGGCAUUGUUAGAUAAAUUCAAUUAUUAUACACUUAAGCAGUUUAGCUAAUUACCUGUAGCACAAUUUAAGGCUUGGAACUAAAAGUGUUUGGUUUUCACUAUAAUAGGCGCUUUCUGUGGUUGAUUUCCAAACUUGCAUGCAUUUUAAACACUACACUGUGGAAGUCUCUACAGGAAUGCAUGAAUUGGGUUCCGAUUUUGUAAUCGUUGAUUUCGUUUUCUAGGUAUUCUUUUGAUGGUAUUGAUGCAUUCUUCAAGUUAUGUUCAUUAUCCAUGUUAAUAUUUUAAAACAGGAAGAACAAGAAUUUAUCUGUUUGUUCCAUCUUAAAGAAUUUUUUAACGCAAUUUCAGAGUCAAUCGCAUUAAUGUUUAUGAACGAUAAUUAAUGUGGAUGACGAGAGGAUUAACCAAAUGUGGAGUUGCUCUAUCAAUCUUAAUUCUUUUAAACUGACUCUCUGGUGUCUGUGCCUGCAAACGCAUUAAUCUUAUUAUCUUAACAAUAAACGUUUGUGAAUCGCGGUAUAGCUGCAUUGUUUUUAUCUAGUAGAUUUCUUUACUUAAUAUAAUGUUUCCACUAUUUAGUUUUGGGCACCUUCUCCUGUUCUGAGUUCAAAUUACAAGUAUUUUCAACAGCGGUGCGUGAAAAUGUCAAUGAAAAUGUCAAUUGCAUUGAUCAAAAAUCUUUCAUGGAGCUUUGGAGGACUGUGCAUUAAGCGAUUUUAGCCGCCGAGUACUAACAAUACUGCCUUUCUUAGCUGAAAAAAAGCUUUCGUCCCUUUUGUUGUAAAAGGUGUAACCAUGAUUUUGCAACCUUUGUUGCCUGGAAAAUGGCCUUAUACGUUGUCAACUUGGGAUCGUUAUUUUCAAAUUCCUAAACUAUGUACAUACAUUGUAUACCUUGGCAAAGAGGUUUUUGCCCACAUAGCACCUGUCGCUAAAUCGCGUAGCUUCCUCGAAAUGGUCGCCACUCUUUUAAUUGCAAUCAAGUAAAAACUGAUGUGCCGUUAAUAAUUUCCUCUUUUUUUGAAAGUGAAGGCUGAAGCUUUCAGCUUUGGCCUCAAAUGUCUCCUUCGAGAUCUCCUAAAAGCACAUCCAUUCGUAGAACUCUGUCCACUGUCAUAUUGAGUUUCGUCCAUUACUUCAGUUUUCAUGUAUUAUUAUUAUUUUUAUUAUUAUUGGCUUUAGGCUGUGAAAAGAAGGGUUUAAAGGAUGAACUUGCCAAAGUUGAAAUAAUGGCAACAUUUAAGAAUAGGUUGAUUUUAAAACAGUUAGCAUUUAUACAGGUGUUUGUUUUCCUUCAACUUGUUCUGGCGACUCGCGAAUCUUGCUUUUAUUGUCGACAGUUUCAGGUUCCCCAAAUGUGCGUCGCAUAAUUUACAAUAAGAAAAAGAAACCUCGAAUUUACUAUAUUUCUGAACAGGUAUUUAAAAGAUUCGAAACACUCAGAAUUCGCUAAUCUGAUAGAGAUAGCGUAACCUUUGUGACAGCUAAAUGAAAAAAGUCUUGGUAUUUUUAAAAAUCUGUGUGGGUGAAAUGGCUAAAGCGCGGCACUUAAAUUUUUCAAACCGUAAAUUUGUCAAAGCUUCAAGCUUAAAAUGUGGCAACACGCGAAACAAAAUACAGCUCAAUGAGUGGAUAGCAGAUGUGGCCGUUCGUGUCAGAAGCGACAGUAGAUCUUGAAUGAGUGCGAUAAAGGGCAUGGCCCACUUAUCUCGUUCGCGUUUGCUUUAGAGAAACUUAAUCUCAGUAUCGGAAAACAUGGCGCUGUACAAAGAUAACUCCAACUUGAAUAGCACUCGCAAGAUAAAGCCAUGCUUCUCAAAUUUGGUUAUCUUCCAAACUGUCAACGUCGAAGUCGAAAUACGUAAGUGAGCGUAGUUCUGCUGUGUAAUUUGUAUCUGGCUUGCCUGAAGUGUUCUCCAUAAAGUUGUCUGUUUCCUGAAAGAACACUAAUUACAGGAAAAGAUAAGGGAGCAAACACGGCAGUAGUCAAGAGUAUGGAUUUUUUCAGAGCAACUCCAAAGGUUCUAAAAUUAUCCACUGUGUCAAAUAUAAUUGAGUCUUACGGCUGUUGUUUAUUAGGUCUUCAGACUACUGGCGUCUUUCGCUAAUUACAUCGAAAUGGCGAUUAAUAUCUAUUUCACUAGAACUUCAUAGAUAUCCAAAGUUAUUCUAAUUAGUAAUCUCUUUGGCUAACGCUGUAUGGUUACAAUUAAAGUUUAUCGACGGAGACAUUAGCGCCAAGAAUGCGCAGCCUGUUCUUUUUUGAUACCGGGGAUACGUUUGAGUGCACUGCUAAUCACGAAUUUUCCGAGCUCGGCAUCUGGAAAUCGAAUAAUCAGCCUGACCAAACAGUUUGUGGAAAUAUCAAAUUAAGACCGAGAGCUGAUAAUAAACAUUCAAAGCUCUGGGGCAUGCAGGAAGGGAAUAAUCCAAACAAAACCUCUUGUCUUAUCGCUAAAAAUCAAUAUGGUCCCUCCUUGGCAGUGUUUAGAAGAUUGUCAAAGGUGUUAUAAUUGAUUCAAUCAUGUUGCACUAUUCAAGACUUCACUGCAGUGAACGGUGUUUUCUUUGUGCUUAGAAAUUGUAUGUAUGCCUUGGUGAAGGCCAUAUUACCAUAUCAUUAUCUUCGAAAGCACAUCGCUUGCUUCAAUUACCUCUCAAUUACCGGUUACAUACACAGAUGGAAAUUACUUCCCGAACAAGCCGAUAAUAGAGACACGUAGUAAUUUGUAUUUGAAAAAGCUUUAAUUGAUUUCCAUAAAAUUUUGUUUUCCUUUAAGAUCUGAUACUAUCGAUUGAGAGCCCCCCGCUGACGUCUCCUAUUUGUUUUAAGGAUUAAAGCAAACAAAAAAUGCUUGUCUCUUUAGAGCUAAAAUUUUUGGCAAACAAAAUAAAGGCGAGAGAAGAGAGCUGCCACAUUUCUAGUGAUUGAUAGUUAUGUCUGUUUAUAACGGGAACGCAACCUUGGCGUAAAUAGAAGUCUCGGUAGCGCUGUAUUUCGUGACUUUCGUCACCAGAUGAAAGAAGAUUCCCAUCUCGUAACCGGCCCAUUACUUUUCUUUUAAGUACCUUGCAUAUUAAUCCUAAUUAUCAGACAAGUGGUUUUGGUUUUGAAGCAAGAAAGGCGGUACUUUUGGAUAACAACUUCAAACCGACAGUGUGGGCACGUCAGACGAAAUUAUUUUGUAAAUGCCUGGAAGGCAGUUCUAACAUGUUUGUAGAAUUAUCGAAGCCACCACGCCGACAGAAACAAUGGAACUACCAAGCCGUAAAUUGGUUUUAAUGCGAGCCAAUGGGAACAAUUUAGCAGUUAUCAAAUCUUUUAAAGAUGACACCCUGCGCGUCCUGUGGUUGGCUGCCAUUUAUCAACAACAAAUUUGCUUGAUAAUGACACAAUUAUCUUAUGCCCUAUUAGGCAGGGUCCAAUAUACGCGGACGUCAAACGGGUGAAAUGGCUGUUCACAGCAGGUUCUCUUCAGUUCCGAACUAAAGCUAAGGACGGCAGAGCAAGUAGGCAUUCCAGGGACUCCUCGCUAACGCUCAAGCGUUCUGUGCUAGCAGACAUAACUGCGAUUUACUCUCAAAGAGUUGUCAAACGCAAUGGAGCAAAGCAGACCUGCCACGGCUAGAGGUAUAUCUUUCAGCGUUGAAUCGCUUAUAUCCAAACCAGACCAAAAUGGCGACAGCCCGGCAAACUCAGCCCGCGCACCAGGGUUGCCGAUUAACUUUUCUGUUGAAAGGCUGUUGGAUAAACAAGAUGUUAGGGGAGGAGAAGCUGUGAAGGGUACGGAACCUUCUAUCGAUUUGGCUAGCGAAAGCAAAGACACAAAUGAGCGUGUGGAAUGGACAGAAGAUUUCCCUUGGAUGCAUUCUACUAGAUAUGACCCUCCACCUCGUAUUCGUCCACGCUUGAGCCCAACAAAAUGUCAACUCAGGAAACAUAAAACUAAUCGGAAACCAAGAACGCCUUUUACGACUUCGCAACUACUUGCUUUGGAAAGGAAAUUUCGACAAAAGCAAUACCUCUCGAUCGCCGAAAGAGCGGAAUUCUCUGCGUCUUUGAACCUUACGGAAACGCAAGUAAAGAUAUGGUUUCAGAAUCGCAGAGCAAAAGCGAAAAGACUUCAUGAAGCGGAACUAGAAAAACUUAAACUGGCAAGCAAGCCAUAUUUGCCACCAAGAUUUCCAUCGAGUCUUGGAGCUGGAUCUGUGUGCUGUGAACCUUCGCCAUACGGCCCACAUUUCGCUUUCCAAUCUUACGCGCACGUUAAUUUACCUAAUUCACCCUAUGGACAGACUAUGAGCUACUCACACGGGAGUCCUUACGGCGCUCCUCAAGCUUUUCAUAAUUUCAUGUACCAUUAGCGUAGUUGGCAAGUAGCGGUAUUAGUUGUAAUUGCAAUUUCCGAUCUGUUUAGAUAAAUACUUUUGUUUGUAUUUUAUUUCCCAUCCCCCAGUGACAAUUAUGAUUUUCUUAUACCAGAGUUUGCCGAUCAGAGAAUUAUAAAGAAAGUUCAGAAAAUUUAAAUGAAACUUAUAAUAUCAAGCGGUGAACAUUUUUUUAAACAAAAAUGAACUUCGCAAAUUUUGUUAAUAUUAUGUGCAAUUAUUGCCAAGGGCGGAUAUGAAUAACCCAAGAAGGGUCUGUGGUGGCCACGUAUUGAAAAAGCAUUUGUAGCUAAGGGUAAUUCAAUUGAUUUCAAGUUGUUGUGAGACCAAUUAUAAAGACAUCAAGCACGUGUCUUCGAAACAAAUUCUAAAAAACUGCAUUGAUACUAGGCACAGCAAAUGCUUUGUACAGCCGGUGCUGCAGCAGCUCAACUCAGCGUUCCUUUGGCCAUCAAAACAAUGUCUUAGUAAUUAUUUAGCGGCCUAAUAAAUUGAAAUUCGUCUGGUACAAUUAUGUGGGAAGAACAGAUAUGAGUGUACCGCAAACUUUGGGU
Orbicella faveolata is the source of this 10221-nucleotide messenger RNA. Its product is annotated as homeobox protein MSX-2-like. Gene Ontology annotation, molecular function: DNA-binding transcription factor activity, RNA polymerase II-specific; RNA polymerase II transcription regulatory region sequence-specific DNA binding. Gene Ontology annotation, biological process: regulation of transcription by RNA polymerase II; embryonic morphogenesis. Gene Ontology annotation, cellular component: nucleus. Lineage: Eukaryota; Metazoa; Cnidaria; Anthozoa; Scleractinia; Merulinidae. The record is from RefSeq and is a predicted model, not a curated record.